Erinaceus europaeus (western European hedgehog) is the source of this 3623-nucleotide messenger RNA. It is a transcript of the gene UBL3, whose product is annotated as ubiquitin like 3. Bases 386 to 739 code for a protein of 117 amino acids. The record is from RefSeq and is a predicted model, not a curated record. The transcript is spliced from 5 exons. NCBI's taxonomy places the organism in Eukaryota, Metazoa, Chordata, Mammalia, Eulipotyphla, Erinaceidae. Gene Ontology annotation, molecular function: protein binding.
GUGUCAGUCGGCUCCGUCCACCUGGCAAGGCCGGUCCUGGGACUGUCGCUGCUGCUGCUGCUGCUGCUGCUGCGACUGACGACGCGAGCGCCGCCGCCGGGGCUGCUGCCUCCCCGGACGUGCCCCGCUGCCCGGGGAUCCUUCCUCCGCGCGCACAGCCGCCGCUCGGGCUCCGCAGGAACUUUUUAUUUGCUGCUUUUGGGGGAAAGCACACAAGCGAGCCUCUCUCAAGAUCGUGAAGGUGGAUCCCUAGAGCUCCAAGACUUCUGCUCCUUUUUGGGUUGAUUGUUGUGUCACUAUUAUUAUUUUUCCCCCCUCCACCUCCGCCCUCCACCCCCACCCCCACCGUAAACAUCUGGGUCUGUGUAUCUAAUCAAACGGCAAGAUGUCCAGCAAUGUCCCGGCGGAUAUGAUAAAUCUGCGCCUCAUCUUGGUAAGCGGGAAAACAAAAGAGUUCCUGUUUUCUCCUAAUGAUUCUGCUUCAGACAUCGCAAAGCACGUGUACGACAACUGGCCAAUGGACUGGGAAGAAGAGCAAGUCAGCAGUCCAAAUAUUCUACGACUUAUUUAUCAAGGACGAUUUCUGCAUGGAAAUGUCACACUAGGAGCAUUAAAACUUCCUUUUGGCAAAACAACCGUGAUGCACUUGGUGGCCAGAGAGACAUUACCAGAGCCAAACUCUCAAGGUCAAAGAAAUCGUGAAAAGACUGGAGAGAGUAAUUGUUGUGUCAUCCUGUAAAGAGUUCUACAUGUGAUGUGGUGUAGUCUUUGUUUUCUCAUGCUGCUGGGACAGAAGAGACCCAAUGUUGCUUCAGAAACCCUUAGGAAGAGCCUGCCUAUUAAUCCAUGGAACUGAAUUACCACAUGAACACUGUUAUCUUUUCUCAUAAAAAGUAAAAAAGAACCAAGAACAUUUCUCACUAUGAUUUUCUAGUAUGUUUGUCUGUGUUGAACAGUUUCAAAAUCAUUGGUUUUUGAAUGUAGUCGAUUUCCAGGGGCAAAGUUAACAAGUUACCUUUCACAGCAGAGAUCAUUUUGUUGUCACAAAAAUUUUCAUCACCAGAAUUUAACAAAUCAAGUGUUCCAAACACACUUUGCACUGAAAAAAGAUUGACACUAUUUUCUUCAUCAGCAGAAUUUAUAACAUGGUUUCUGGCACCUAGAAAUACUCAUAUAUAUAAACCAUACUGGAAGACAUUCAGCAAUUAUUGAAGUUAACCACUGGGCCAACCUGCUCUGGAAAAUGGAAAAUAAACUAAAAUGUUGGGUUUAGUCUACCAAAGUCAGCCAUGGUGGCUGCACUGGCACAGAAUACAAAACUGAGUGUGAUGAUUUUCACUGCAACAAAGGAAAAAAGCGAAAUGUGCCUGUUGUUUAAAGCACUCAGUAGAGGGCUGAUGAAACUAAUUGUUUUUCCCUUAACACAUGCACUCUCGGGUCAGACAGUAACUGAGUGCUUCUUCAUACAGCACAAAAUGGGGCGAGUGCGUUUCCUAGCCUUAAUGUGGGAGGGGUAAAUUCCAAUCACUCAUAGACUCUCAUCAUCAUGCUGAAAUAGUAGGAAACCUCAUUUACUCCUCAGCGUCACAUGUCAAUAUCAGCAAAUUCAAUUUUUCCAUAAUUACAGCUCAUCUAUAACUGGGUCCAGCAUCAUGCUCACUCAUUAGAAAGUUCAGGUAAAUUUUUUAAAAAGUUCUCCAUGGUAAUAAUUUUGUUUCUUUAUGUAGUUUGCAUUUGGUAUUAGUGCUUGCCAUUAUAUUAAAAUCAACAGCUGAUUUUAAGGCAUAUAUGAUUAAAGAUGCCAUUCUUAUGUUUUGUACCAAUAAUUUAAAAAUUGAUAUGCUAAAAACAAUUUGCACAGCACUAAAGCAUGAGCUAGUUUUCAUCUAAACCUGUAAAAAUACAAAAGAUUUUAUAUUUUUUCACUGGGAAGAAAUUCUUCCUGGAUGAAAUUACAAAUAUGUGUAGAAUAUAUUUAAUUAAAAAAAACUUAUAAAUCUUAACUAUAGAACUUAAAUGUAGAUUGGCUUGUAGUUUAUAGAACAAUAUUCCAUAUAAAUAACUUUAGCCUUCAUAAAAAUGAAAUUGCAGGCUGACCUUAUGUUCUGUACUUGUGUCUAUGGCCCUUAAAAACAUUAAAUGUAAAUGAUUUUAAAUGGUCUGCUUUCUUUAAAGGUUAUUUUGUUUACUGUUUAUGCUUUCAUGAAAAGGCUUUAUAUGCAGUAGACCUACAAAAAUAUUGUUAUACUAAUCAAUUAAAUUUGUAUAGAGCAGAGUUUUAAAAUGACUGUAAAUAGCACUAAUCAUUUUUUUUCUGCAACUGUACUUAUAGAUUCUUCCUGUAAACUAAAUUAAAAAAAUAUAUAUUGUGCAUUUCAGUGGUAAUUUUCAAGGUCUUGAGUAGGUCGAUAAUUAGUUUAAGACUGUCUCAUCCAUUGUUAAUUUUUUUUAACUUUAUAUCUGAAAAAGUUUAAUAUUGUUAAUUUCAGGAAUAUUUCCAAUGUACCUUUAAUAUUUAACCAGGCUAAUUUGUGCAUAGUCACAAUAAUGGAUAGAAUUAUGUAGUCUUUGUUACCACUAAAAUGUUGUAUUCAAGAGAUGUUAAAUAUUUAUAUGCUUUGUUGACUAGCUCAGAUGUGAAUUCUCUUAAGAGUUGACUAAAGAUGAAUCUGGAAAUUCAUUGGGCAAUUAAGCCAUUUGUGGCUCUACUCUUUUGUUAAGAAAAAAACUGCUUAUAAUUAUUUUAGUCCCUGUUUUAAUUCUAAUUACCCUUCUUGUUUUCCCCCCAAAGUUAAAGACGAUCAGUUAAUUAUGAUUGCAUUUUUAUGGUGGUUAAAACUGUUCUCUAUUGGAUUUUGAUAAAAUUUUCUGUGUGUUCUGUAUUAUAAAUGUCCCUUUCACAAGACCUCAAUUUACAGUUUAUAAAAUGGAUGGGUUCACUACUAGAGAAAGACUUGUUUCACUUAAUAUCUUUCUUGUGCAAAAUGAAAAAGAAUAAAAAGCAGUAAAAUUAUAUACUGAAAACACCAAAAAUUUAGAUGCCUUAAUAAUGAAUAUGUGAAGUACUCAACUUUCCCUUUUAAAAUAGUGACUGCCUAGUGGUUAAUAUAUGGUUGAUCUGGUGGCAUUACUUUAUAAGGCACAGCUAUAUAUAAAUAAAAAAUGUAUAUGGUUGAUCAUAUCCAAGGUUACUAUUAAAGAUCCCUCUGCCACAAAGAGCUCACUUACUGGAAGGUGAGAGCUGCAUAGACCCAGUAAUGUAAAUCAAGCCUGAGUUCUAGGCCUCUCAGCCUGCCCACCUGUAUCCAAUUCACCUCUUUUACCUAAAUUGCCCCAGAUCUUGUUAAGUGUUCUAGACAAGGCAAAAUUUGUCUUCUUUAUUAAAACCUCAGCAUGUCUCCUUGAUCUGAAUGAUUUAUUCUCUCUUCAAGAUAAGUUGUAUCUUAUCAUGAAAAAAUAGUCUCUAACAUUAUCAUUCACAUUAAAUGAGGUUUUCUCAUAACGGACGUUUACCCUUGAUUUUAUGUUGUCUUGACCAAUGUUACAGUAAUUUCUGUUAGCUGACUGUGGUAAACAAUGUUUGAUGUGAAAAGAAAUUAAAACUUUCUUCAUCUGUUAUAGAA